Bombus impatiens (common eastern bumble bee) is the source of this 1667-nucleotide messenger RNA. RefSeq names its product tetraspanin-1 (gene Tsp66E). NCBI's taxonomy places the organism in Eukaryota, Metazoa, Arthropoda, Insecta, Hymenoptera, Apidae. The transcript is spliced from 9 exons. Bases 414 to 1232 code for a protein of 272 amino acids. The record is from RefSeq and is a predicted model, not a curated record. Gene Ontology annotation, cellular component: membrane.
CGAUACGUAAACGCUGUAACAUCGUGAUUACUUUUGACGAAAUACGAGGCCGUCUUAAUAACAUCGAAUGCAUUAACGCGUCAUUCGUUAGAUGCUGUAUUCGACUAUGAAUGCAAAGGACGUAUUCUUAAUUAACAGAAAUUCGUCCUAAUUCGGCCAAUUUUCGCAGCUCUUUGUUUCCCGCCUACGAUGAUUUCAACGACGAAUACGUCGUCUUAAUCGAGCAACUAGAGAACGUCUUGUAAACGUUCUGUAUGACGUUUAAUUUCUUCUGUCGUAAAUGCUUCGUAAAAUUAGAAAAAAUAUUUUACAAUACGCGCAUAGCAUAAAAAUCAGUUUACCGAUAGCGAGGCUAACGUUCGUUUACGAUUUACUGUUCAAGUAGCUUACAGAUACAGUUUCAGUCUCAGUGAAUGAACGAGGCUAAAAUGGGCUGUGCUUCGCAGUGUGCCAAGUAUUUUCUAUGUUUCUUCAAUUUCGUUUUCUUCGUAGCCGGAGGGGCUGCGUUGGCGGUUGGAGUUUGGCUCUUCGUCGAUAGCAAUUCUUUCACUGAUCUCGUCGGCAAACUCGAUCAGUCGGACAUUUUGAACAAAACGGACACCGACGUCAUCAGGAUAAUAUCGUACAUCUUGAUUUUGGCGGGAACGUUGACCUUUUUGAUCAGCUUUUUGGGCUACUGUGGAGCGAUGUUUGAAUCUCGGUGUCUUCUUUGUGUCUACGGUGUUCUUAUUCUCCUCGUUUUGAUCCUGGAAUCUGUUGUAGUAGGUUUGGCUUUUGGACUUAAAGGGGAUGCAGAGCAAAGUACACGAGAUUUUCUCAAGUCUACGAUCAAAUACUAUGCCAGUAACAUCGAUAAAACAGAGACAAUCACAGUGACGUGGGAUGGCAUAAUGACACAGCUUCAUUGCUGUGGAGUAGACAAUCAUUUGGACUUCCGAGAGAGUACAAAUUGGACAUCUACAGAUAAAAUUCUACCUGAAGCAUGUUGUAUAAAGGAAAACAAUAUUUUGAAGGAUCCAUCUUGCCCUAUCAGUCCUACUUCCAAUAAUUCUUAUUAUAAACAGGGUUGUUAUAGAGCAAUAAUGAGGACGAUCGAAGAAAAUGCGGCUAUAGUAAUCGGCGUUGCGACUGGAUUAGCAUUUGUCGAAAUCCUGGUUAUUAUUUUAGCUCUGCACUUGGCAUGCUGUUACUGGCGUCCACAACACGUUUUAACUUGUUGGUGUUGCUGUUGACCACAUGCAUUAACAGCGAGCUCUUCGUACCUUCUUCUUGGCUCCUUCCUUCAUAGAAGUGAAAAUUGGCUUAAGCUUACUUACUACUCGAAAUUAGGCCAGAAUACGUGUUCGUCAUCUACUCAAUUAUAUUUUAUUACUUCUCUAAAAAUAUUCGCAAAAGUGGAAAUGUUUAUCGAGUAAUAUUUUCUAUGAAUAUUUCAAAUAUAUGUAUCAUAAAUGUACAUUUUAAUUGGGCUAACAACAACUAAAAGGUAUAAGUACAAAAAUUUCAAAUGCAAUUGUUUUGUUUUUUCAAGCAGGACGCUCGAUAAUUUAGCUAGUUGUAUAAUUAGAAAAUUAAUCUAAUUAGUAAAAAGAUAUUGUUCAUUUUUUAAAGCAAACCAGUACAAAAACAAAUAAAGAGUUUAAAAGCAAGACACUACAGAAAAAUUA